AUGCCUCCUCCAAUUCCCACAUUCUCUCAACUUUCUCAACCUUAUCAUACCCUAAUCAAAAUCCCCCUUUUCACCAUCAAAGCCAACAAUAAUAACAGCAUUAACCCCUCUCUCACCAAUUCCUUCAUCAAACACACAACAAAAAACCUCAUUGAUUUUAAAGACAAAACAACUAAGUUUCGACUCAAAAACCUUGUUCGAAACAUCACAUCAUUAUCCUCAUCCAAAAACAAAACCCAUAUACUACAAAAAAUCCUAGACAAAGAUGCUGAUGGGUUUCAAAUCCAAACCAUAUCAGAUUUCAAUCACCUUCUCAUGGCUCUACUCAUUGCACAAGAGCUACAACUUUGUCAAACAGUCUUCACAAAGUUAUCAUCUUUUCAUCUUGUUCCAGAUUCUUGCACUUACUCCAUCAUGAUAAGGUGCCACUGUGAGAAAAACGACGCGGAAGAAGCAAAAAGACUACUUUUUACUGUUAUCGAAAAUGGGUUUGAACCAGAUGCUGCAACCAUCACUGUUUUAAUGAAUUCCCUUUGCAAAAGAGGGAAAGUGAAGAAAGCUGUGGAGGUUUUUCAAUUCAUGAAGAGAAAGGGUUUGAAGCUUGGUGUUCAAUCAUAUAACUGUUUGUUGAAAGGGUUGUGUUAUGUGGGAAGGGUUGAAGAAGCAAUUGAGAUUUUGAUGAGAAUGAAGGAGACAAAUUUGGGGGUUGAUGUUUAUUCUUAUAAUGCUGUUAUGAAUGGAUUAUGCCAAGUCGGUCGUUCGGAUGAAGCGAUGACGUUGUUCAAUGAAGCUAUUGGAAUUGGAUUGGUGCCUAAUGUGGUUACUUUUAACGCGUUGAUUUUAGGGUAUUCGAGACAAUGUAGACCAGUGGAGUGUUUUGGUGUUUUGAAGAUGAUGAAGGAACAUGGAUGUGUUCCGGAUUGUAUUAGUUAUAGUACUGUUUUACGCGGAUUGUUGAAGUGGAAUGAAGUUGUGGCGGCGCUUUGGGUUUAUAAGGAGAUGGUGGAGAUUGGAUUUGAAGUUGAUUUGAAGAUGAUGGUGACUUUGGUGAGGCGUUUGUGUAAGAAAUCAAGGAGGGAAAAAUGUUUGAUUGAGGAUGCAUAUGAAGUGUUUGAGAAAAUGAAAGAGAAGGGUUUAGUUGUUGAUAAGAGGACAAUGGAGGUGAUGGUUGAGGCAUGUUGUAGGGGGGAGAAGUUUGAUGAGGCUUUGGUGAGUUUGAAUGAUAUGGUUAGGUGGGGUUAUUCUCUUGAGGCGAUUGGGUUUGAGAAAGUGAUUAGAGGACUUUGUAGGCAGGGUAGAGUGGAUGAGGCGGUGUCAAGUUGGCUUCUUUUGCGUGCAAAUGGAGGGAUUCUUGAUAGAAAUUGUUUUGAGGUGUUGGUUAAUGAAGUUGAUGCACAUGGGAGAGUGUUUUGUGGUUCUUUUUUGUUUGGUCUUGCAUUGAAGCAAGGUGUUGUUCUUGUUCCAAAUAAGGAGCUGCAUGAUGAUAAAAGGUGUUAG
Molecule: messenger RNA, 1497 nt
Organism: Lathyrus sativus (Indian pea)
Lineage: Eukaryota; Viridiplantae; Streptophyta; Magnoliopsida; Fabales; Fabaceae
Source: the annotation of a GenBank genome assembly